Klebsormidium nitens is the source of this 1562-nucleotide messenger RNA. The record is from the annotation of a GenBank genome assembly. NCBI's taxonomy places the organism in Eukaryota, Viridiplantae, Streptophyta, Klebsormidiophyceae, Klebsormidiales, Klebsormidiaceae.
GUUCUGUAGAGGAAUGCAUGAUGCAAAUUGGCUGGCGAUUUUGAUGCACAUGCACAACUGGGGACGAGCGCAGUGCUGAGUGCAUAAGGAAACCAGGUAAAGAAGGUAGCGACGUGAUGGGUCUUUUCUCCAAACCGCAGAACCAGAGGCGCACGUUACAUGUGGUUCAAAACACCUCUUGUUGCAUGGCGGCUUCUUCCAAGCAAUUCUAUCGUUAGAGCACUGCUUCGCAAGCAGGAAGAUAAGGUUCUGAAAUCCUGGAAAAUCAUACCAAAGUCAACCAACCGAAACAAUGGCGUCUGCGUCGAGUGUGCUCGCAAUCAUCCGGGCGGCCCAUCCCGAGCUGAAGAACAAGCAUGACAAGCUAGCAUUCUCCAUCUAUGCCAUCUUUUUGGCAAACGGUUACAGGUUGGUGGGCACCGGGGCAGCGGAAGCAGAUCCCGAGGAAGGACCGCCCAAGACCCCAAAGCCCGAGGAUGACGUCAGCCUUGAGGGGUGGGACUCCCUGGGGGACUCGUACAUGCUGCGCUACGUGAAGGACGGGGACGAGCAGGCGUAUCCGGUCGUGCUCUCGAUGAUGACGGUCGGGGACAAACUCCUGGUAGACGCGACACGGGUGGGAAGCCAGGGGGAGGCCGUUCACACGCUUGAGCUCAAGGUGGAUGAUUAUGUAACCGAUGAGGAGGGCCACAAUUACGCGGCGCUGUACAAGGACCUCGACAGGCUCGUGGGGCGGGUGCAAGGUUCCAUCAUCUCAAAGCUGAGCUCGGAAGAGGCGAAAGACAAGGGCACGGCGGGCAUCCGUCCAUCCGGCGAAAUGGCGGAGGGCCCCGAAGCGUUCAUGCCCCGUCCCGGCCCCACCCCGCUGGCGGAAGGUCCCCGAGGGAGCGGCCAGGGGGGCAGCGUUCCAGGCAUUCCCGUGGGGGGGGCGUAUACCGACCCGGACCUGAUGCCAAUGGGGGGUGCGGGGAUCCCCCCACAGUAUGGCUUCCCAGCUGCGGGACGAGGCGGCAUGUUUGUAGGUCCCGACGAUCCGUUCUUCAUCGGCGCCGGCGUUCGCGGCCCCCGCGCGCCACCUGGAGGCCUGCCUCAGGGAGUCCCUCCGGGGGCUCGCUUCGACCCGUACGGCCCCCCUGUACCGGGCUUCGAACCGGGGCGCUUCGGGCAAGGAUCUGGAGGCAGAUUACACCCCGACCUUGAACAACCACCUCCAUAGGAUCCUCUACCCCGAGAGGAUCGUCGAGGCACGCUUGAGAAAUAGUAGCUAAAACAGUUGUGAAUAUGCUCUGAAAAAGCAGUGCAGUGUUAUCAUAGAUUGUAAAGUAGCUCCUUGCUUUGCGAGUGUACAGGAAGUUUGAGAAUCGUGAUACGAGAUGAUUUGAGGAGAGUCAGGCUAUAGCUAAUGGUUGGUCCACAGGUGCAACUAGGUUUCUUUGGGAAGUGACAUUCAAUGGCUAGAGAUCAGAUCGGUUGCAGAAAGCGACUUUGCCUUCAGGCGCUCGCUUUCAACGGCGACUGUGCAUGUAUACUCGCUUUCAUAUUGGUCAUGCGCAUGCUGAAGC